Parasteatoda tepidariorum (common house spider) is the source of this 4277-nucleotide messenger RNA. Its product is annotated as nephrocystin-4. Gene Ontology annotation, cellular component: ciliary base; cytoskeleton; ciliary basal body. Gene Ontology annotation, biological process: protein localization to ciliary transition zone; negative regulation of canonical Wnt signaling pathway. NCBI's taxonomy places the organism in Eukaryota, Metazoa, Arthropoda, Arachnida, Araneae, Theridiidae. The record is from RefSeq and is a predicted model, not a curated record.
CUUAGCUGUCCUCAAUUUCAGAUAUUAACGCAGAUUCAUAGGCAACCAAAACAGUUCUUGAAGAAUAUUUAGUUUAAAUAGUUAUGUUUUAACCGUCUCUUUUGUGAAUCUGGCAGUCUCGAAACUUUGAUCGUUGCUUAGCAACAGUCGGAGUUUGGAUUCCAAAUAAACCUGUUUAUUUAUAUUUCAAAUAAUAGUAAUUUCAAUUAUUGAUUUAAAUGUGUAUAUUUUCUUUCUGUUGUAGUUUGUAAACUUAGUCUUCAUUAUGAAUCCCUAAAAACUUUACAUAUGGAAACCGAAACACAGCAAAAUAAGUUGUCACUCGUGAAGUAUAUUCCUCUUUCUAAAGAAAGAAACCUAGAGACUUUAAAUAAUCCUCAAACAUUUUGCGUGUGUUUGAAACAUGUUGAAGGUUUCCAUGAAAGUGCAAAUACUGACAGCUAUAGAAUACAAACUGUUCUGUUUGAUCAGAAAUAUGAAAGAUUCCUUGGUAGUUUUUGGUCAGGAAAGCCUGUUAUGACAAAAAAUUCUCUAUGUUUUUUAAAUCAAAAUUUUUACUUUUACACUUCUGUACCUGCCAAAGAACUUCUUCUUGUUAUUGAAAUUAUUUCUGAGUCUAAAGACAAUCAAUGUAAAACAUGCGGUUGGCUUUAUUUACUUCUUGAUGAAAUCGAAGACGAAGUUACUUAUAAAUUGCCAUUUAUAAAAGGAUCCUCUUCUUUUCUACUUCUUGAUGUAAUAGAAACUGAAAGAAAAGAUAUUAACUUUGCUGAUCAUACAACUGGAUUAGAAAUUUCAUUUUCAUUAUCUCCUCAGCAUAAUUUAUUGGAAAUUAGUCAUUUACUUCCUGAAAAUGUAUUGAUCGACCCUACUACGAAAAUUCCAGGUGUAUUGUCACAAAUUGAAGCUACGGAUGAUGAUGAGUAUGCUUAUCAACCUCAUCUUCAAAAAUGCAUAACCUUUGUAUUAGAGAGACUUUGUGUCAGAAUGCAGUCUCCUCUUAGUUUGUUUGAAGAUGAAAUAUUGCAGAAAGUUCAAGCUCAUUUGAGUGCAGUUAAACCAGAUGAAACUCUGUUAAGAACUCGUUUAAUACAACGAAGAUUACAAGUUGCUGUACAUAAUGGAUUUCAUUUUAUACAAGAACCUGAUUUUUACAAUCUUCUUAUUCCAACUGCUACAUCAAAUAAAACUCUUAGAAGAGCAUCCAGCUUAGGCUCAGUAAAUGUCAGUGGGGAAGAAAGAUUAGUUCUAAGGAGUGAUGUUAAAUUGCCAAAUAUUCCUGAUGAUCCCAAUAUCAAUAUUGUUUUUCUUCUUGAAUACAUAGUAGCUUUGGAAAAUUCUCAGGAAGUGCAAAUGUCUGCCACUUCAGUAACUAAAAAUCCUAUUUGCCAUAUGAUUAUUGCAUGGGGUUUCUGCAGUCUCAAAAUAUUGCUGAAAAACCCAUUUCAGUCUAUUGACUUGUCUUGUGAUCCUACUUUUGCUCCACAUAAAAUAAAAUUUUUAAGAACUGAAAAAGAUUUGAAACUCUCAUUUUCAGCCUCUUCAUUACUGAAGCAAAAGAAAAAUUCAAGUUUGUCAUCACCACCAUCAGAGCCGCAUGAACACGUUUAUAGUUCUCCAAGUAAAUCUGAUUCAUCUGUUGUAUCCUCUAAUGUACCCUUUUUAAAGCAUGUUUCAAAGUACAAAUCUGUUGCUGAUAUUCCAAUGUCAGUAGAACAUAGUAAUGGAAAGAAUUUUGAAAAAGUAAACUCAGUUUACAAAAAUGAUAAUAAUCUCUCUUUACAAGAAGUUGUAUUGGUGCCAUCAUCAUUACCACUGAUACCACCCCUCCUACUUUCAUUUCCUUUGCGUAAUGGAGUGCCGUCAGGAACUUUUAUUAAGCUCUACUGGGAUAAACUUCCAUCCAUUCUAGAUCAUCACGGAAAGCCUGCAUUUUUUAUUGACAAUCCAAUGAAGUAUAAAAUUGAUGCAGACAUUGAAUUGCAUUGUCAACCCCAGAAGAAUGAAUGCAUGCUUAAUUUUAUUGCCAUCUCUUGUUUAGAUGAAUAUGUAGAAAUACCUUGUGAAGUCUUUUUCACUUUUCAAUUUUACAGAUUUCUUCCAAUUAAAACAGAAAGUCUAGUUUUGAAGCAACUCUCUGACAAUGAAGAUUUAGGCCAAAAACAGUCUUUUGUAUUUACUUUACAUGGAAAACAAGACAAAGGAGACCAGAUGCCUGGUUUCAAUGUGACUUAUAAUUUAGAUCCAACAGAACUGAAUCCGGGGGAGUACAAAUCAUUCAUUAAUUAUCUAAUCCAUCACUCUCUUCAUGUUGAUUUAUGGAAUGCCCAAUCUUUAUUAUACUUUGGAACAGUAAUGCUGCCAUUGAAGUUUUUAUGUAGGCAAGGUAAGGAAGCUGUGUCAACAGUACUAGAAUUGGAUAUUGUUAAUUGUGAAUUUCUGGAUGAAAGUUUGGCACAAAAUUCAACUUCCAUUCGGAAAUCACUUGGUAAAUUACAUGUAAAUUUAGCCAGUAAAAGGCAUCCCCUGUCUUCUAAGGCACUCGAAAAUUAUGAAGAUAAAAAUUUGUAUUUGGAUUCUGCAAUUGUAUAUUCUAAUGGUAAAGGUCCAUCCGAAUCUCCUCGUCAUGUUAUUUCUAAAGCAAGACCGAUAGCUGAAACUGAUAAAGAACUGUCAAAGUUGCUAACAUCUAGACACAUGGUAAAUAAUUUGGAAAACAUGUCUCCGGAUCCUCAUGUGACGGAAGAAAGGCGGAGGAAGUUAGCCAGAAUGGAAAAUAUUAGAAAAUUAGAAAAAGGCGAUUCUUCUGAUGGAUCUACAAAUUCAGAGUUCCAUGGGAUACAUUUACUUAAAGAGAAACAAAGGAAUUUACUAAGCAUUGAAUCAUACAUUCAAAAGAAUAAAACAGAGAUCAUUCACUCUUUAUUGUGUAAAUCUGUUACUUCUGAGAAACUUAUUUUUCCCGUUAUUGGUAGUAAAGUAUUUUUUGAAUUUGUUAUUCAAAAUCCUUUUCCUGUUGCCAAGAAAAUAGAAAUUGUUUGGAAAUGCCCUGAACUUUCUCUUGUAGUUGAAAACAAGUUAUGGCAUAUCCUCAGAAGUAUGAAUAAUCUAUCACAAAACACAACUGUGUUGAAUUUUGUUGACACUGAGUCCAGUAAAUCAUCAAUAGUGCUACAGCCUGGUGAAAAAGUGCAUAUUCCUUUCACCUAUCAAUGUUUCACUGCCCCACCUACUCAACUAGAUUUAUUUAAAGCAGUUUCUGGUCAUCAUUUUACAUCUGAUGUAUUAUCUUCCACUCCAGCUCAUAAUAUUGUUCAAUCAUCUGUCAAAAUUCGUUUCAUGACUGAAGAACGCACACUACUAGCAGUUCUGAAUUUAAAAGUACAACCUCUUCCACCUUCAUUCACUCAUGUUUUCAAAUUUCUUUCCAUUGAGAAUUCAAUGUUUAAGAAAAGCAUACAGAUCAGCAGAGAUAAUAGCAUGAAUGAAAUUGAUUUACAAAUAUCUGAUUCUUCAGUGGUUUGUACGAUACAGAAGAAUGAAAGUAGUGAAAUGAAUGUCAAGAUACUUGUAAAAGCCCCAACAAAGUCAUCCGGAAAAUGUAGUGAAUUCUAUGUGUUUGUGUACAGUGAUGAAUUCCAGAUUGUGCCUUAUCAAACUUGGCGUGUCUCUCUUUGUGCUUUUCAAAGAAUUGAUUUAUCAUGUGUUGCUGGUCAGCUCAUGAGAUCUUCAUUGCUCAUAAGGGGUACACAUGCCACUAAUUUGGUUAGAUGCUUUUCAAGUUCUCAAGAUUUGUUGUUAGAUCCAAAUGAGGCUUUUAUUUUAUCUCCAUUUGCCGUGCAAGAAUUAUCCAUGAAUAUGAGAUCACUCAUACCUGGAAUAAAACAUUUUCAAAUUACUAUGGUUGACCAGUCUCAAGAACAAGUUGUUCAAACUUGGUUGCUUGUACUUUCAUGCCAAAAGCCUUCUGUUUCCAAAGCCUUUCAAAUUCACCUUUCUGUUGGAAAAGAGACUGCUAAGCGGAUUACUUACUCAAACCCAUAUCAUCAAACUCGGAGCUUCUUUUUAUAUUCUAGUCACCCUCAUAUGUUAAACUUGAGGGAAAGUGAAUUUUCAGUGCCUCCUGGCAAGAGUUAUUCAAUAGGACUAUAUUUUAUGCCUCAAGAUUAUAUCUUCACAGAAACCAUAUUUUUAUAUAUGAAUGACACCAGUGACAAAAAUGAAGAGACUUAUUGCAUAAAAGUUGUUUGUCAAUAAAGAUUCUAAUACUAUUUCAA